Molecule: messenger RNA, 4249 nt
Organism: Exaiptasia diaphana
Lineage: Eukaryota; Metazoa; Cnidaria; Anthozoa; Actiniaria; Aiptasiidae
Exons: 14
Coding region: 72-4169 (1365 amino acids)
Source: RefSeq, a predicted model, not a curated record
CAAAUCGGCCUACAACCCCGUCUACAAUACCACCGAGUACACCAUCACCAACAACACUUGCCCCGACAACUAUGCCUGCUACUACACAACCCGUCUGCAAAGCAAAAGUGGAUCUUGGAUUUUUGAUCGAUGGCUCGGGAAGUAUUGAAUACCAAGGAGCUGGAAACUUUGGUAAAGUAAUAAAUUUUGUCAUACGGAUGGUGAGGGAGUUCGAAGUAUCACAGAAAGGCACACAUGUCGGAGCCGUCCUUUUUGAUCACCGAGCAAAUGUCAUCUUAAAUUUUGACCAAUUUUAUGACAAACCGUCUAUAAUAGCUAAAAUAAAUAGUAUUCGAAGUAAAUAUCCUGGAGGAGGAACUGCUACAGGUGCUGCGCUGAAGGUUGCACAAACAAAUUUGUACUCCCAAAGCAAGCGCUUGAAAGGAGCACCAAAGAUUCUCAUAAUCUUGACCGAUGGUCAAUCUCAAGACAAAGUGAGUGCCCCUGCACAGAGGCUACGYGAUCUAGGAGUGACUAUUUUUGCUGUUGGUAUUGGUAAAGGCUUUAAUAUUCGUGAGUUGAAUGACAUGGCCACAGAUCCCGAUUCAGAGCACGUUUUUACUGCCGACUUCAACAGCCUUGGUACAAUAGUGAAAGCCAUCAAGGACAAAGCUUGUCAAGGAGCCGGGGGAGUCACAAAGCCAACACAGCGACCCCCUACAACACUCGUUAUGACACAGCCCACAACUCCAACCGUGUGCAUUGCCAAGGUGGACCUAGCGAUGCUGGUAGAUGGAUCCGGUAGUAUCAACUAUCAAGAUCCCCGUAACUUUGAUCGUAUGAAGAAGUUUAUGAAAGGGAUCACCAGGAGGUUUAACGUAGCAAAAGAUGGCACCCACAUUGGAAUAGUACUAUAUUCAUCUAAUGUACAAGUCGUUUCACCCUUCGAACAGCACAUGAGUGUCAGAAGUUUGGAGGCGGUAAUAGAUGGCAUGAAAUAUCCUGGCAUGGGCACCUUAACAGGAAAAGGACUCAACACUGUCAAGACGAGCUUGUUUGGUGCAAGUGCUCGACCAGGAGUACCCAAUGUACUUCUUGUCAUAACUGAUGGCAUAUCUCAAGAUGAUGUCCUCAAACCAUCGGCUAAUCUACGUAAUAUGGGUGUGACUAUUUUUUCAAUUGGUAUUGGAAAGAAUUUUAAUCAAAAACAGCUGGAAGACAUGGCAACUGACCCUGACACUGAACAUGUGUUUAAAGCUGAUUUCAAGGUUCUUGAUUCACUUGUUGAUAAGAUUAAGGAUGGCGUAUGCCAAGGUGCUGGAGGUGCAACCCAGGCUCCUACAGGCACUCAGCCAUCACCCGUUGCACCAUCGCGUGCUAGCCCUGGUGUAGGCCCUCAGCCAUCACCCGUCGCACCACCGCGUGCUACCCCAGGGAAAUGCACAGCUAAAGUAGAUUUAGGAUUCCUGUUAGAUGUCUCAGGCAGUAUCGAGGCAUCUGGAAGAGGAAACUUCAAAAGAUGCAUUGACUUCAUUGUAAAAAUGGUGGAGGCAUUUAACAUUGGACCCUCRGCAUCUCAUAUUGGACUUGUCAAGUAUUCCCACAUUGCCAAUGUAGAGUUUGACUUCAACAAAUUUACCGAUAAACAAAGUGUCAUAAGGCAGGUCCAGGCAACGAAGUACCCUGGAGGAGGCACUUUAACAGGAAAAGCACUAACAUUAUGUUUAACAAACUUAUUCAAUACAGCUCGUAAAGCACUACCAAAUAUAUUGAUAGUUAUGACAGAUGGGAUAUCAGCCGAUGAUGUAGGCCCUCCUUCUAAAGCACUGCGUGAUUCAGGUGUUAUAAUCUACAGUCUUGGAAUCGGAAAGAACUUCAAUGUCAGGGAUUUACAAAAAAUGGCAACUGAUCCCAAAAAAGACCACGUGAUUACGGCGGACUUCAAGCAGCUAUCAGGUGUGGUCCAGCAAAUCAAGAACAAGGCUUGCAAAUCUGCUGGAGGAAAGACCUCCGGACCAUCUACGUCUACUGGAACAGUUUCAACUGGAAGCCAGACAAAAAUUGUAGGUGGAAGAAAAGUUCGAGUCGGAAGCAGAGUCAGGGUUGUAGGUGGAAGAAGAAUAAGAGUGGGAGGCCGAUUCAAGGUUGUAGGAAGACGGAAAAUUCGAGUCGGAGGCCGAAUUAAGGUUGUAAAUGGUAGACGAAUAAGAGUAGGAGGCAGAUGGAAGUUUGUAGGUGGAAGAAGAAUAAGAGUGGGGGGCAGAAUCAAGGUUGUUGGAGGAAGGAAAAUUCGAGUCGGAGGUGGUUACAAGGUUGUAGGUGGGAGAAGAGUUGGAGGCGGGCACACGAUGAUAGGUGGAAGAAAAGUAGCCCUAGCGGGGGCUGGGUACCAGAUUGUAAAUGGGAAAAAGGUUAGAGUAAGAGUAGGAGGUGGGUAUAAGAUUAUGGGUGGAAGAAAGGUAGCCAUAGCUGGAGGUGGUUUCAAGAUUGUAGGUGGGAGAAGAGUAAGAGUUAGAGUCGGAGUCAGAGGCGGAGGCGGGCACACGAUUGUAGGUGGAAAAAAGGUAUCGCUAGCGGGGGCUGGGUACAAGAUUGUAAAUGGGAAAAAAGUUAGAGUAAGAGUAGGAGGUGGGUAUAAGAUUAUAGGUGGAAAAAGGGUAGCCACAGCUGGAGGUGGUUUCAAGAUUGUAGGUGGGAGAAGGGUUGGCUUAGGAGUUGGGAUGAGGGCAGGAGGUAGUUGGAGGGCAGGAAUGAGGGUCGGAGGUGGAGCAUGGGCAGCUGGUAUUUCCUUCAGUGGACUAGCAGUGGCAAUUUACCCAUUAAGUCAAAGAUUCCAAGCCCGGAAUGCAAUAGGUGGAGGUUUCAAUGGGAUUAUGAAAGGUGUUUCAUUUGCUGCUGGAGUCACCGGUCAGGCAGGAGGUGCAUGUCAAUUUGCGGGCUCUCAGGGAAGUUACAUACAAAUAGGUAACCAAGCUGGAGGUGCACUGGACUUUAGGGGCUCGAUGACUGUGCUCACUUAUGUAUUCGUCGAGCAGGCAGGCCCUCUUUUUAACUACAAAGUAGACGGCUUUGGAGUACAUUGGUGGAUUGUUAAGGGAAAUCCAUUCAGUUUGUACGUCCGCAUUGUUAAACGAGAUAUGUCCAUGACCAAAGCAAUCACUGCCACUAUCCAAAGAGGACAGUGGAAGUUUGUGGGCUUUUCAUAUAACAAGGCAUCGGGAGCUUGCAGUCUGUGGAUAGAUGGCCGACAAGCUGCAACAGCUACUGUAGGUAGUUUUGAGGUGGCUACACAGUUCAGCGUACGUAUUGGAGCCAGAAUUGGAGACCAAAGAUAUUUCAAAGGAAGAAUGUCGUGUUUACAGUGUUACAGAGGUGCAUUAACAGCGCCGCAAAUUGGAAUGACAAAGACUAUCUGUAGCAGAUUUACCGGCGGUGCAUUGAGAGUUUCUGGUCGAAGAAAGGUUACGAUGAGAGUGACAGGAAGAAGAGUUACAGGAAGAAGAGUUACAGGAAGAAGAGUGACAGGAAGAACUGGUAUGAGAGUGACCGGUCGAAGGUAUAAAUACAAAUACCGGUAUAAAGUGACUGGAACAAGACCAGCAUCAGACUCAGAAGAAAUACAGCCUGAUGAAGAAACUGACCCCAAUCAAUCAGAAGAAGAGGAAACGUUACCUCCUGAAGACGAAGAAGCAGCUAAUCAAUCAGAASAACUACCAGAAGAGGAAACUGUCACCGAUGAAGAAGCUGAAUCAUUGCCAGCGGAGGAAACAGACACUAACCAACAAGAAGAAGAAGAACAAAUACCGGCAGAGGAAACAGCCACCACAGAACCAGAAGAAGAGACAGUAGAAGAAACAGACGCCAAUCAACAAGAAACAGAACCACUGCCAGAAGAACAAGACAACCAACAGCAAGAAGUUGACAGCCAACCGGAAGAAUCAAUACCAGGAGAAGAAACAGUUACCAAUCAAUCUGAACAAGAGCCAAUGCCGGACGAGAAAGAAGYCACCAACCAAUCGGAAGAUACUUUAAAUCAGCCUGGCAAAACAAAAGUACCAACCAAAGAUGAAGCUCUACAACCUCAAGAAGAGGUAUAUGAAGUGUUUGACCAUGAAGAAAGUCCAAGAACAACCACCUCAGACGGUGGCGAUGUAAAGGGCUCACCACAUAUGACUCGAGGUACGAAGUGAAAAAUACGGUAACAAAUUACAAAAAGUACAGUAAUCGAUUUCGUUUCACCGCGUUUCCUGCUCUACUUUCAGAAUCUGGG